UCACGCAGAAAACAGGGAAUGGAAAAGAAAACGUCAGGAAAGAACAUUGAUUGAUGAGAACCUGUCUCCUCCGCCCCAAAAAGAAAACAGAGAAAAUGCUGCUUCACAAGAAAAAGAGAAUAAUAGAAAUAUUCGAGAUCCGAGACAAUCUCGGUUAAAACCCAAACUCUUUGCAAAUUUUCAUAAUCGCAAUGGCGGUUCGUCAUCGACCGCAAGCUCGAGAUCGAAACCGAGACAUCCAGCCACAAAAUCAUCACUACCCCAAAAUUCCGUCAAACCCGAUGAUUCAAAUGAGUCAUGGAAGUUUUCCCAUGAGAUUCGCAAUCAACUCAAGGCAAGACGUCCGAACACGGACAAAGGUGAGAAAGAGUUAGAGAAGAGAAUUCUAAUACCAUUUGUUACACCAGUAUAUUUUAGCCACGGAGCAACAUUUGAAGGCUUAAAAAAUGAAGAUUUAACUUCUUUCAUGAUCAAAGUUACGAAAAGAUUCUGUGGAAGUGAUGAGAAAGUGCUCAAAUUUCCACCCGAGCUGACCGGCUUUCAAAGAAAAAUGUUACAUCGUCAGGCAGAGUUAUUGGGAUUGAACAGUGUUAGUUUUGGCGAGGGGGAAGGAAGAUUCUUGGUUGUGAUGAAACAGGACGUUGAAGUGUUUGAGUGA
Acaulospora morrowiae is the source of this 658-nucleotide messenger RNA. The record is from the annotation of a GenBank genome assembly. NCBI's taxonomy places the organism in Eukaryota, Fungi, Glomeromycota, Glomeromycetes, Diversisporales, Acaulosporaceae.